Juglans regia (Persian walnut) is the source of this 327-nucleotide messenger RNA. RefSeq names its product protein THYLAKOID FORMATION1, chloroplastic-like. The record is from RefSeq and is a predicted model, not a curated record. Gene Ontology annotation, cellular component: chloroplast thylakoid. The transcript has a single exon. Gene Ontology annotation, biological process: photosystem II assembly; thylakoid membrane organization; protein import into chloroplast stroma. Bases 1 to 327 code for a protein of 108 amino acids. Lineage: Eukaryota; Viridiplantae; Streptophyta; Magnoliopsida; Fagales; Juglandaceae.
AUGAGGUACAAGAGAAUAUACCAAUAUGACCCUGUGUUCGCCCUUGGUUUUGUUACCGUGUUUGAUCAACUCAUCGAGGGAUAUCCUAGUGAUGAGGACCGAGAUGCCAUCUUCCAAGCAUACAUAAGGACAUUGAAGGAGGACCCAGAUCAAUAUAGAAUUGAUGCACAAAAUUUGGAAGAUUGGGCUUGGGCUCAGAUUGGGGGUAUUGAAGGAGAAGUUGAGGGGAUAUUGAAGGACAUCGCAGAAAGAGCUAGGGGUAAGAAGAGUUUCAGCUACAACCGUUUCUUUGCUGGGGAUAUUGAAGGUCAGCUUGAAGGUGCAUAA